Messenger RNA from Halteromyces radiatus, 1539 nucleotides. RefSeq lists its product as uncharacterized. The coding region runs from base 1 to 1539 and encodes 512 amino acids. NCBI's taxonomy places the organism in Eukaryota, Fungi, Mucoromycota, Mucoromycetes, Mucorales, Cunninghamellaceae. The record is from RefSeq and is a predicted model, not a curated record. The transcript has 4 exons. Gene Ontology annotation, biological process: COPI coating of Golgi vesicle. Gene Ontology annotation, molecular function: GTPase activator activity.
AUGAACACUUCCAUUCCUCCUCCAACAAAGGAAGAAACACAGUCUAUAUUAAAAUCACUUGUACAAGGAAACAAAUACAAUAAGGUAUGUUUUGACUGUCAUGCUAAAGGUCCUACUUGGGCUUCCAUCGAUUUCGGUAUCUUUAUUUGUCAAGAUUGUUCGGGUGCUCAUCGUAAUCUUGGAGUUCAUAUUACUUUUGUCAAAUCCAUCUUGCUUGAUUCUUGGACUUGGUUACAACUAGAAAAAAUGAAACGUGGAGGCAAUCAAGCUGCUAUGGAUGCUCUAGGAAAUAGUGUACAUAUCAAAGACAUUCAAUUGAAAUACAAUAGUCGUCAAGCACAGCACUACAAACGCCAAUUGGAAAAGAAAGUCGAACUAGAGCUACCUACUACUACUACUACUGCUACUACCUCCGCUAAUGUCUUUACAAUUCCAUCAACAACAAGAACAACAACAGCAACAUCAGCAACAAUAGAUAUGCCACAUAUCGAUUUACUGGAUCUUAGUGACAGUCCAAAUUUAGUGGAUACAAAUAUCAAGACGGAUCUAUUGGUAGAUAUUGAUACGGCUCCAGGAUUCCAUGAUAUUCCUGUAUCUCAAACAAACACAGCAUCAGAUAUGGGAGCAAUUCAAGAUGAUAAUGCUUUUUUUACAAAAUGGGAAAAUCAAUCUAAUGAUGACAAUAGCAGCAACAAUCACGGCAAUGUAUCUUCUACUACCGGGACAACGACAAGGACAUUUCGAAAUAAACCACGACGGCAUGCUCAACAAUCUCGAAUAGGAGCCAAAAAACUGGGACAGAACGUCAAAUUCAACUAUGAUGAAUCAAAUGCGAAUACUUCUACUCAUCAACAACAUAAUACCAGUACACAGUUGUUAGAUGAACAAGCCUAUACGAUACCAAUAUUAGAUAAACCUUCUGUACCGAUUUCUUCACGUUUGACAUAUUCUCCACAGUCACCGAGCAAUGACGGUAAUGCCAAUUCAAAGAAUGGAAUCAAUGGAAUACAACAACAAGAGAAAGCAAAUGACCGAUGGACAGCAAAAAAAAUGACUGAAAUCGAUAGUGAUAUCAAUGACGAUGAUGAUGAUGGCAAGGAUCGAUUAGGGAUGGCAUCAUAUCACUGGAACAACAAAGAAAACAACAGAUUUUCCACUCACAAUACAGCAAAAGAUAGCCGAAAAAAAGACGAGGAUACCAGUGCUCGAGAUCGAUUUGGAAAUGCAAAAUCCAUCUCAUCAGAUCAAUACUUUGGACGAAACGAUUAUGAUCCUCAUCUUGCAGCAGAACGUUCUACAAAACUAUCACAAUUCCAAAAUGCAACAAGCAUUUCAUCUGAUCAAUACUUUAAUCGUCAAUCAACAGCAUCAUCAGCAUCAAGGGAUAUGAGUGGUGGAUAUAUUCGUAGUACAGGCACCUAUCGAUCCAAUAGUAACAACAAUAAUAAUAGAAACCCACUCUCCAAGAAAUUACUAACAGCUGCUGUGAAAGGGGCUUCCAAAUUACAUCAGGCUUUAUCCGAAAUGGAACGUCGAUAA